Messenger RNA from Lactuca saligna, 2028 nucleotides. The record is from the annotation of a GenBank genome assembly. Lineage: Eukaryota; Viridiplantae; Streptophyta; Magnoliopsida; Asterales; Asteraceae.
AUGGAAGAGAUUAAUCAUUUUAGUCAUAAAAGCCAUCCAUUAAAGCUGGUCAACGUAGAGAUGAUUCUAGGUGCUAGUAUCCACAGCCAUGGUGCGGAUGAGAAACCAGGUGUAAUUGGUUGCUAUGCAUGUCAAAACCCAAUAUCAAGUGGCUUUGUAUAUGGAUGCAUCCAAUGUCAUCAUUUUAUGCAUACAAAAUGCUCACAAGUUGCGCCCAUUCUCGAUCUUCCUUCCAUAUACGAGCAUCCUCUAACAGUAUUCGAUUUCGGAUAUGAAAAAUCCAAUCAUUGGUCGUGUUAUGUUUGUCGUAAUCAACAUAAAAUUAAGGGGUUUUGUUAUUUCUAUAGCAAACCUGAGUACAACAUUUUAUUUAAUGCUUGCAUCAAUUGUUGUCUUGUUGAGAUUUCUCGCAAGGCAGAAGCUAAUGCUAUCAAGGAGGAGGGAAGGAUCAAGAUUGAACACGAAUGUCAUCCACAACACACUUUAACCCUCCAAUUAAGACCUGGUUCAUUUCGGUGUGACUUUUGGAUCCACGAGACUUGUGCUUUCUUAGACACUUCCAUUAAUCUACCCCAUCAUCAUAAUCACCCACUCUUUCUCGUCUAUUCGCUUCCAGAAAAGUUCUUUAAAUUCGCGUAUUAUUGUGAAAUUUGCAGCAUAUACAUCCGACGGAAUGACUGGUUGUACCAUUGUGCAAACUGUAGAUAUUUUGUCCAUAUUAAGUGUGCCUUAAAUGCAAAGUUCUCUUCUACCACUACAAGAGAGGGUCCGAGUACUUCUACAAUUGAUGAGGAUGAAAAUGGUUUGCUACAUUUUCCCAUGUCAAACGAAUUUACAGAUCCAUUGAAGCUACUACAUAUUAAGAAGUUAACUCAAGAAAAUGAUGAAACAACUAAUAGUGUCCAUUGGAGUCAUGAACAUCCAUUAGUCCAUCAUGUUCAACCUCAACAUCAAGCUAACAACAUGCCUAGUUGUAGUGAUCCAAUAGAGGUAUGUUUCGGUUGUGUACGGCCCCUAUCCCUUCCAUACUAUACUUGUAAAGAUGGAUGUUCGUUCUCUCUCCACAAAUAUUGCGCCAAGUUACCACUCAAAUUACAACAUCCACUUCACCCAAAUCAUUCUCUUGACUUGAUAAACAUAUGGGUUCAAAAUAUUUACCAUAGAUGCAAUGGUUGUGGUAGCUUUGGCAACACGUUUUUAUAUAGAUGUGAAACUUGCAAGUUUAACCUCGAUGUCAACUGUGCAUUUCUACCCAACACCAUCAAACAUAAAUCCCACAAGCAUCCACUUAUGCAAGUUAUAGAUCUUGAACCUCUUUGUAACGCAUGCAACAUGUGGUCUAAUAAUAUGAGUUAUGCUUGUAGGGAUUGCAAAUUCAUAUUAGACAUGUAUUGUGCAAUGAGAUCGCCAUAUUCCCUUGGUCAUAGGUAUUGCAAAGGACAUGAAAUCCCAUUGACAUAUCCCCCAGUCAUGGAUCAUCCUGAAGAUUUAUUUUGUGAUAUUUGUGAGAAUGAAAUGCAUCCCAAGUUCCCCCUCUAUUAUUGUGGUAAUUGCAAAAAUUCUUAUCACUGUUUCUGCAUUAAUCGAUUUAAGCGUUUUGCAAACGUUUUCCAUGAGGGCACAUUAAAUGUUCUAUAUCAUAAACAUCCAUUAACGUAUAUCCGAAGAAAGAAGACGCCCAAAUAUUUUACCCAUAUCAAGUGUGCCUUAAAUGCAGAACAACCUUAUAUUCCAAGAUAUGGUUCGAGUACUUCUUUGGUUGAUGAGGAUGAAAACGGUUUGGUGUAUUUUCCCAUGUCAAAAGAAUUUAUAGAUCCAUUGAAGCUACUACAUAUUGAAAAGUUAACUCAAGAAAAUAAUGAAACAACUAAUAUUGUCCAUUGGAUUCAUGAACAUUCAUUAAUCCUUCAUUUUCAACCUCAAGCUAAUAGUAUGUCAAGUUGUAUUGUUCCAAUAAAGGUAUGUCACGGGUGUGUACGACCCUUUUCCCUUCCAUACUAUAGUUGGAUGUUCAUUAAAUAUCCAUAA